Messenger RNA from Xenopus tropicalis (tropical clawed frog), 593 nucleotides. RefSeq names its product synaptonemal complex central element protein 3 (gene syce3). The record is from RefSeq and is a predicted model, not a curated record. The coding region runs from base 81 to 374 and encodes 97 amino acids. The transcript has 3 exons. Lineage: Eukaryota; Metazoa; Chordata; Amphibia; Anura; Pipidae. Gene Ontology annotation, biological process: synaptonemal complex assembly; reciprocal meiotic recombination; spermatogenesis.
GCCAGUGGAAGGACAUUUUCCCUCAUACUGCCUGCUAAAGGUAGAGAGAGGAAACUGGUGCAGCACAGGCCAUUAAGAGUAUGGCAGAACCAGAGACUUCAGUUCAAAGUUUGGAGGAUGUGUCCCGAAUGCUAAGGGACUUGAACGACGAUCUUGAGAACAUGUUGGAGAAGAUGGAGACAUUAUCAGUUCGAACCACAGAGAUGGCUUAUGACAUGGUGGUUCUACGCACCAAUCCUGCCCUUGCUCAGUCAAUGAAGAGAUUGGAAGAUGCAUUCUUCAAGUGCAGAGAAGAGAUAGAGAAGAACUGGCAAGAAAUGUUAGAAGAAACCAAGCAAAAAACAAAACCAGAACCAGAAGCAAACACAGACUGAGCAUCUGUCCUACUUUGCCUUGCUGACUUUAUCUGAGUAAGAAUACUUGAAAGAAAGUUUAUAGUUAAAAAGGUAAUGAUAUAGUUGUUUUGUGUUAUAUAUGCAUUCCUCAGAUAAGAAAUCCCUCUAAACAUAUAAGGUAUCCGGCAAAGUAACAUUAUGGGUUUUUACAUGAAGCUUAAAAAAUAUCUUAUUAAUAAAUAUUAUUAAUACAUUUUA